Messenger RNA from Aspergillus affinis, 1734 nucleotides. Its product is annotated as amino acid transporter. Gene Ontology annotation, molecular function: L-amino acid transmembrane transporter activity. Gene Ontology annotation, cellular component: membrane. The coding region runs from base 1 to 1734 and encodes 577 amino acids. The transcript has 8 exons. The record is from RefSeq and is a predicted model, not a curated record. Gene Ontology annotation, biological process: amino acid transmembrane transport. NCBI's taxonomy places the organism in Eukaryota, Fungi, Ascomycota, Eurotiomycetes, Eurotiales, Aspergillaceae.
AUGGAUAAAGAUAGCGAGAAGGGCGCCGAGGUGACCGUACAGUCCAAUUACAGGUCACAAGAAUCUGUCAUUCAAGAGGGCGGAGUGAAAUACACAGCAGAAACCGGCGUCAACUCGACAGUAGUCACCUAUCAAGAUGCAUCGGGCGCACCGGUCGAGACAGACUCACCGUUAGGAUACUCUGUAAGCUUCUGGACAAGUCUGUGCCUGAACAUCAAUCAGAUGAUUGGAACUGGUAUCUUCUCAACACCGGCUACCAUUCUCUCUGGUGUGGGCUCAGUCGGCCUCACCAUGAUUUAUUGGUUUAUCGGAUACCUCCUGGCACAUACCACGCUGGCAACAUACCUCGAGCUGGCAUCAUACUUCCCUAGUCGCUCCGGUGCCGAGGUGGUCUAUCUCGAACAAGCAUACCCAAAGCCGCAAUAUUUCUUUCCGACGACUUUCGCCGUCAAACACGUCGUGUUCUCAUUUGGAAGCAGCAAUGCCGUCGUUCUAGCUCAGUAUCUUUUUGGGAUUUCCGGCCAUGACUACACAGGCUGGCAAUUGAAAGGCGUUGCCGUGGCAGUUUACACGCUGGCGUUCUUAGUGGUCAUCGCCAAUACGAAAUGGUCAUUGAGGCUAGUGGUUUGGUUUGGAUUCGUCAAGAUCGCCACUCUGGUGCUGAUCUCAAUCGCGGGACUAGUAGUGCUUGGUGGCCACACCAAAGUGCCCGAUCCCCAGAUGAACUGGCGGAAUGCCUGGGAGGGAACUUCAGAGGCAUCUGCCUACGGCGCCACAAAUGCCAUGGUCAAGUUGAUCUUCUCGUAUGCGGGAUAUACCAACGCGUUUAGUGUUGCCAACGAAAUCAAGAAUCCCGUCAAAACUCUCCGCUGGAGUGCUCCGUUCUCGUUGAUCCUUGUCACAGGCUUGUAUAUCCUCGUCAAUGUUGCUUAUUUCUCCGCUGCAUCGAGAGAGGAAAUCCUGAACUCGAAACAAAUUGCGGCCGGCAUUUUCUUCGAGAAGGUCUUCGGGUCUAAUGGGUCAGUACGUGCGCUGAAUGUACUCAUCGUGAUCAGCGCAUUUGGAAACCUGAUGGCCGUGAUGGUCAACUACUCGCGCAUGCUGCGAGAGACUGGAAGGCAAGGAGUCCUCCCCUUUGGAAAGUUCUGGACUUCUACACGACCGUUCGGAACCCCAAUCGGCCCAUAUUUCGUUCAGUGGGGAAUGACAGUGAUCAUGAUCUUGGGUCCUCCUGCAGGAGACGCAUUUAACUUUGUGGUCGAUCUCUCCGUUUAUCCGGGCAACAUAUUCAAUUUCCUCCUCGUGCUGGGACUGCUCAUAAUUCGUCGUCGUCGGGCCAAACUGAACUUCCCUAGGCCCGAAUACCGCGCCUGGAACAUUGCAGUCGCUUUUGCACUGCUAACAAAUAUCUACAUGCUGGUGGCACCGUGGUAUCCUCCCACGGGAGGAGCAAACGGGGGAGACGUGAGUUUCUGGUAUGGCACGUACCUGGUGGUUGGAAUCGGACUGCUACUUCUUUGCGGAAUAUACUACUACUUCUGGAUCGAAGUGAUUCCCAAAGUGAAAAAAUACGAAUACCGACAGACGGUGAUCGACUUCGACGACGGAUCCGUCGCUCAUAAACUGGUCAAGGUCCCGAACGCAGAAUUGGCGCGUUGGGAUGAGGAACACGAUCCCGUUGGGCGAUUGCGCCAUCGCACGGGGUAUCAAGAGGAGAAUAAAGAGGACCUUUGA